AUGGGCCUUCAUACCGAACCUUUGGACCAAGAGGAUCAGGAUGCGAUUAUUCUAGAUGCCAGAAGCGGCGAUUUGGAGUCCUUGAAGGACAUUUUUACAAACUUGGUCGAUCCAAAGUUGAUCGUCACAUGCCGCGAUGCUCAUACCAAGUCCACGGCGCUCCACAUGGCGGCAGCAAACGGCCACGUUCAAGUAAUCGAGUAUUUCGCAUCUCUAGUGGAGAGCAUCCCCGAGGAGAGCGUCAAGUGGGUCAAUUCCCAAAACGAGACUGGGAACACUGCGCUGCACUGGGCGUCUCUCAACGGUAAAUUGGACUGUGUUCAAGUUUUGUGCGACAAACUAGGUGCUGAUCCAUUUUUGAGAAACACCUUUGACCAUGACGCUAUAUUUGAGGCUGAGCGCGGCUCCCACGAAGAGGUGGAAACUUUUUACCUCAAGAAAUAUGACGUGGAGCCCGACUCACAACCUCAAGAUGGCUCUACCGACGACACUGUCCAGAUAACGGAAGGGACGGAGAUUGAGCAAGUUACAAAAGAUGCCACAGAGGCGCUCAGACAAGAAACGGAGAACUUGAAGCUGGAAGAGGGCCAAAACUGA
This is a messenger RNA of Lachancea nothofagi CBS 11611, 597 nucleotides long. Lineage: Eukaryota; Fungi; Ascomycota; Saccharomycetes; Saccharomycetales; Saccharomycetaceae. The record is from the annotation of a GenBank genome assembly.